Molecule: messenger RNA, 738 nt
Organism: Acanthosepion pharaonis
Lineage: Eukaryota; Metazoa; Mollusca; Cephalopoda; Sepiida; Sepiidae
Source: the annotation of a GenBank genome assembly
AUGAAGUGUGGACGUAUCUAUUACCAAUAUUUACUAAUAUUUGCAUUUAUUGCUUACUAUCUGUACACAUCUAUCUAUCUAUCUAUCUAUCUAUCUAUCUAUCUAUUCCAGUCUGUUCAUAUCUAUCUAUCUAUCUAUCUAUCUAUCUAUCUAUCUAUCUAUCCCAGUUUGUUCAUUAUCUAUCUAUGUAAUAUAAUUGUCUUUUCUCCUCUUACGCUUUCCACUUCCUCUCUCGCUUCUUCUCUUCCUCUCUCUUUUUCUCCUCUUUUAUUUCCUCUUCUUCUUCUUCUUCUUCUUCUUCUUCUUCUUCUCUUCCCCCAUCAUUCUCCUCUUCCUCCUUUUUGUUUUCCUCUUUCUUCUUUUCUUCCUCUUUCUUGUUUUACCUCCCCCUUCUCCCCUCUUUCUUCAUCUGUUCCACUCUCUUCUUCUAUUCCUCCCUCUUCUUUUCUUCUUCCCUCUUCUUCUUUUCUUCUCUUCCUCUCUUUUCGUCUCUCUUCUUUACUACGUUCUUCUCUUUCUCAUUCAUCUUCUCUUCCUCUUUCUUCUUCUCUCCCAUUAUCUCUUACCCACUCUUCUUCUCAUCCACUAUCUUUUUCUCCCUCUCUCUUUUCUCUCUCUCACUUUGACGAAUUGCCAGCUUUAUUCCCAUCUUCUUGUCACUUUCUCCUUUCAUUCUGUAAAAUGGUAGUAAACAUUAUUAAUACUUGUUUUGAUAUACUAUUUUUCAACCCAUUCUAA